AUGUUUGGCUUUCACAAGCCGAAAAUGUACAGGAGUUUGGACGGCUGCUGCAUCUGCCGCGCAAAGUCCUCCAGCUCCCGCUUCACAGACAGCAAGCGCUACGAGAAAGACUUCAGGAGCUGUUUCGGAUUGAGCGAAACGCGAUCCGGAGAGAUCUGCAACGCCUGCGUGCUCCUGGUGAAGCGAUGGAAAAAGCUCCCGGUGGGAACUAAGAAGAACUGGAAUCACGUGGUUGACGCCCGAGGUGGUCCCAGCCUGAAGUUGACCUCGCGGCCAAAGAAGAUCAAGUCCAUUACCAAGAAAGCCCGUCCUAGCCAGAUCAACAGGCUGCAGAAAGAGUUCAAAAGAAACAAUUCGGACGCUCACAGCACCACAUCCAGCGCUUCCCCGGCUCAGUCUCCCAGCUACAGCAACUUGUCGGACGACGGUUCGGACAGCGAGCUCAGCCAAGGGUCUGGCCGCUCGCCCGUCUUCUCCUUCUUAGACCUCACGUACUGGAAGAGGCAAAAAGUAUGUUGCGGAAUCAUCUACAAAGGUCGUUUCGGAGAAGUACUCAUCGACCCCCACCUGUUCAAACCGUGCUGUCGCAAGAAGCAGCAGCAGCAACAACAACAACGCCUCGACGAGGAGGAAGAGGACGACGAAGAAGAAGAGGAGGAUGACGACGACGUCGAGGAGGAAGAAGCGGAACCGGAGGCGACCCGGGCGGCUCCCCCGCCCGAAGCGGAGCAGCAGGCGGAGGAGACGACGGCACAGCUACGCGUCACCGUGGUGACGACGACAGAAGGGAGCUGGUAA
Molecule: messenger RNA, 798 nt
Organism: Nerophis lumbriciformis (worm pipefish)
Lineage: Eukaryota; Metazoa; Chordata; Actinopteri; Syngnathiformes; Syngnathidae
Source: RefSeq, a predicted model, not a curated record